Zonotrichia leucophrys gambelii is the source of this 3194-nucleotide messenger RNA. RefSeq names its product poly(ADP-ribose) glycohydrolase (gene PARG). The transcript is spliced from 18 exons. Bases 198 to 3056 code for a protein of 952 amino acids. Lineage: Eukaryota; Metazoa; Chordata; Aves; Passeriformes; Passerellidae. Gene Ontology annotation, molecular function: poly(ADP-ribose) glycohydrolase activity. The record is from RefSeq and is a predicted model, not a curated record. Gene Ontology annotation, cellular component: cytoplasm; nucleus. Gene Ontology annotation, biological process: nucleotide-sugar metabolic process; ATP generation from poly-ADP-D-ribose; regulation of DNA repair.
GCGCCAUCUUGCUCGAGCGCCGGGCCGCGCUCGCCGGACGCCGCUCGCUCCCGGCCCCGCCGCGCCCCCCGCGCCUUGGGAAGAGCCCGGCGUGCGGCACGGAGGAUGCGGACGGGCGGAGCCGCUGCCGCAGCGUCGCGCCGUCCCCGGGGGGCGGGUGCUGGCCGGCCCCGGCGGGCAGGGCGGCCCCGCCGAGGAUGAGCGCGGGCUGCGGGCGGGAACCCCCGCGGAAGAAAGCCCGGUCCGGCCCCGGCAGCCCCGGCGGCGGCUCCCAGGGAGAGCGGCAGGAGGGGCCCGGGGGCAGCAGCUCCGCCACCGCCGUGGGGAACAAAGUUUGUAAACAGCAGACAAUUACCAGUUGGUUGGAGAAUAAAGGACCCAAGACAACGGAGUCCAAAAGCUUGCACAGCAAAAUUAAUAACAGUACUGAAGCAAAUCCUAAGAUGACUUCCGUUAAAAAAGAGAACUUUUGUGAGAAUGAUGUGAAAAAGUUGGAGAAUACUUGUCAGCAAAAUAAUGCAAAAAUAUCUGUGGAAGUUGGUGCAAAGCAAGUAAAUUUGCCUCAGACAGGCAGCAUGUGUAGCUGGGAGGCUGAGGAAAAAGAUGCAGUCUUAGAUACAGAUCCUGUGAAGGGGCUGCAGUCUGCAGAGCUCUUUAAAAAUGCCAACAUUGAUCAGAUGCACAAAACUGGCAAGCAGAGGGGCUCUGAAGAAAGCAGUGCGACUUGGACUCAGAGGAAGGUGUCAGCAGGCCGGGCUUCAAAAGCAGGAAAUUCCAAACCUUCAAAAGACAUGGAGGCAGAUGGACAGGUGGCUUCAUGCAAUCCACAGAAGCUGAAGAGUUGCAAUUCUGUCUGUUCAACGGGUGAGCAAGAGGAGGGGGAUGUAGUUCCAGAAAGUCCACUUUCAGAUGCUGGUUGUGAUGCCUGUAUAUCUGAUCUUGGAGGUCCUGGGAAACUGAGCAAAUGUCAGAGCAGUUCAGGGGACUCACCUGCUUUUGAGAAAGAAAGUGAACCAGAGUCACCAAUGGAUGUGGACAAUUCUAAAAAUAGCUGCCACGGGUCAGAGGCGGAUGAAGAAACAAGUCCCUUUCUGGAUGAACGAGAGGAGAUUAAUAUGUCAAAACCCAUAAACAAAUCUUUUAGAAUUCAAUAUGGGGAUGCUGAAUUGGAGUCAAGGAAAUCACGUUUUUCUGCCAAGGGCUGUGAAAGCUUUGAGGAAGUAGAUAAUUCUGUUAAAGAGGACACUCUGCAUACAAAGGCACCUGGGAUCUCCUCUGUUCCAUCAUCAGAAUGCAAAGGUGCAAAACAGGGUGUGAAGAGAGACUCCAAAAUCACUUCUCAUUUCAUGAGGAUACCGAAAGUUGAGGAGAAAAGCAGGAAAGAAAAGUGUGAAUUCAAACCCCAGAGGCCAGGAAGGAAGAUUGCUAAAUACACACCACCUCCUCUGCCGAGCAACAAGAAAUGGUUUGGAACCCCGAUUGAGGAGAUGAGGAGGAUGCCGGCGUGUGGGGCCCGGCUGCCCCACCUGCGACCUUCGGCCACCCACACCGUCACCGUCAGGGUAGAUCUUCUGAGGGAAGGAGAGGUACCUAAACCUUUUCCAACUCACUACAAAGAUCUGUGGGACAACAAGCAUGUUAAAAUGCCCUGCUCAGAACAAAAUUUAUACCCUGUAGAGGAUGAGAAUGGAGAUAGAACGGCUGGAAGUCGAUGGGAACUAAUCCAAACUGCUUUACUUAACAAAUUUACCUGCUCACAUGAUUUGAAGGAGGCCAUAUUGAGGUACAAUGUUGCUUAUUCCAAGAAAUGGGACUUCACAGCUCUUGCUGACUUCUGUGAGAAGGUUCUUGAAGAUGCAGAGGCUCAACAUCUGUUCCAGUCCAUUCUUCCUGAUAUGGUCAAGCUGGCACUGUGUCUCCCCAGUAUCUGCACCCAGCCAAUACCUCUGCUGAAACAAAAGAUGAAUCACUCCAUCACCAUGUCCCAGGAGCAGAUCUCCAGCUUUCUGGCCAAUGCUUUCUUCUGUACUUUUCCACGUCGCAAUGCGAAGAUGAAGUCUGAGUAUUCCAGUUAUCCAGACAUUAACUUCAACAGGUUGUUUGAAGGGAGGUCACCAAGAAAGCCUGAGAAACUUAAGACCCUUUUCUGCUAUUUUAGAAGAGUCACAGAAAAAAAACCUACGGGAUUGGUGACGUUCACAAGGCAGUGUCUCCAGGAGUUUCCAGACUGGGAGAGAUCUCAGAAAAAAUUAUCUAGAUUGCAUGUCACCUAUGAAGGCACCAUUGAAAGCAAUGGACAAGGUAUGCUGCAGGUUGACUUUGCAAACCGUUUUGUCGGAGGGGGUGUGACCGGGGCAGGACUGGUACAAGAAGAAAUUCGGUUUUUAAUCAAUCCAGAACUGAUUGUAUCAAGGCUCAUCACUGAAGUCUUGGAUCACAAUGAAUGUCUUAUCAUCACAGGUACUGAGCAGUACAGUGAGUACACAGGCUAUGCAGAGACUUACCGCUGGGCAAGGAGCCAUGAAGAUAAGACCCCUAGGGAUGAAUGGCAACGGCGCUACACUGAAAUUGUUGCUAUAGAUGCAUUUCACUUCAGACGUUUCCUUGAUCAAUUUGGUCCUGAUAAAAUUAGAAGAGAGCUCAACAAGGCCUACUGUGGCUUCUCUCGACCCAACGUUCCGCCUCAGCAUCUCUCUGCAAUAGCCACAGGAAACUGGGGAUGUGGUGCCUUUGGAGGGGACUCCCGAUUAAAAGCCUUAAUUCAGAUACUGGCAGCUGCAGAGGCUGGACGUGAUAUUGUGUACUUUACCUUUGGAGAUGUGGAGCUGAUGCGGGACAUUUACAGCAUGCAUACUUUUCUCUGUGAGAAGGGCCAAACUAUUGGGGACAUUUAUAGGCUGUUGCUGAGAUACUACAAUGAACAAUGCAGAAACUGUUCUACUUCAGGACCAGAUGUCAAGCUGUACUCUUUCAUAUACAACACCCUUGAGUCCUAUGCACAUUCUACUGAUGAUGAGGAGGAGGAUGAAGAAAAAGGGUUGUGUUUUGAAGAUUAAAGUAAAUGUAUUUGAUCAGAAUAAUGUUUAUCUCCUCCCACUGGUAUAUUGUGUGAAUUGCUGGACAUAAUGAAUGAGCUGGCUUAAUUUAUAUUGACUGCAUUGGUAGUUAUGUAUAACACCCAAACAAAAAUCCCC